GUGUGGUAUCUGCAUCAUGCAUAGAGAUAUUUGGUCUGUUCAUUGAAAGAAUCGCAGAGGGCUCAAAAGUAGACUGUCUUUUUGGAAUUUAUUGUAUAACCAAUAUGUGUUAUUAAUGUGUGUAUGUGUAAAAAAUCAUUAAUUAGUAUGGAAAUACGAAAAGGUGAGUACAGUAUAGAGAUGGCAGGUUGACGAAGUUUGAAUGAAAUGUGAUAAUUGAAAGGAUGGUGUCAAACAUAUUGAUUCAGUUACAAGAAUCUAACUGACAUUUUGAGACGCUCUGCUAAGAUAUACGAUGUGUUAGAACAGAUAAUGGCGGCGGAAAAGGCAAAGAAAUUCCAGCAGGAGGGCAACCAGAGGGAUGUAGCUGCGUACGCCCAGAAUUAUGGGGCCCACAGAGAGGGGAUCACAAUGAAAGAAGUGGCCGAUUACUACACAGAGUGGGCGAAUUCUAAUAAAUAUGACGUGGACCUGGGACCAGACCGAUAUCGUGGACCAAAGCUUGCUGCUGAGAGUCUCUGUGACCUGAUUUCGGAACAUCGUGAAAGUGUUCGAAUUUUAGACAUUGCUUGUGGAACUGGAUUUCUUGGACAAGAGCUCUGGGACAGGGGGUUUCGCUCAAUCGACGGCUUAGACCCUUCAGAGGGAAUGAUUGAGGCGUCCAGGAAAAGAAAUGUAUAUUCCAAUCUCAUCUGUGAUUUCAUGAGUGAAAAAAUGCUGAAUAUUCAAACAGAUAAUUAUGAUGCCGCUGCGAUUGCUGGUGGUAUGGGAGAGGGCCACAUUCCAUGCAAUGCUCUAUACGAGAUGAUUCGUAUAGUAAAACCUGGUGGUUACGUUGUCAUCGUAAUGAGAGAAGAAUAUCUAGAACAUGUUCAGGAUUAUAAAGACAGACUAGAACCAUUAAUGAAAGAAUUGGAGAUUUCCGGCAAAUGGAGUAAAAUAUCGAGAAAAGUCGUGCCAAAUUACUCUUUCCAAAAUAAUGGUGUCAUUUUUAUAUUUCAAAAAUGCUAAACCUUAUAGACUGUAAAUUUCUUAAGUAUGGAGGUAUAUUACGUGGCCCCGUUUUACAUAAGAACUUAAUUAUGACCAAGAUUAAAAUGUUAUUUUGGAAAUUACUAAAAUCUUUUUUACGUGAAUUUAAAAAGAAUGAAGAACGAUAUAUGUAUGCAUAUAAUUUUUAAUAAAAUCAUUUAUUUUAUAGGAUUUUACAAUCAGGUAAAUUUGUUGGUCUUAGUCGUAAGGUCUGUUGUAAAAUGUACUCUUUAUUCGUCGUUUGAGUUAAAAAAA
Messenger RNA from Saccostrea echinata, 1287 nucleotides. RefSeq names its product methyltransferase-like protein 27. Lineage: Eukaryota; Metazoa; Mollusca; Bivalvia; Ostreida; Ostreidae. The transcript is spliced from 5 exons. The record is from RefSeq and is a predicted model, not a curated record. Bases 313 to 1011 code for a protein of 232 amino acids.